Miscanthus lutarioriparius is the source of this 2445-nucleotide messenger RNA. The record is from the annotation of a GenBank genome assembly. Lineage: Eukaryota; Viridiplantae; Streptophyta; Magnoliopsida; Poales; Poaceae.
AUGGACAACGUGGAGCUGGAGGGGAGGCCGAGGCAUCCGCUGAUGCUAAAGGAGUGGUUGGAGCUGGAGUACAGCGCGGAGCUCUCCCGCGACGGCUUCGGCUGCUACCCGCGGCACCUCGCCACCGAGCCCCGGACCCGGAGCGCCGGCUGCAGGCGGAGGAGAAGCGGCGACGUCAUCGCCAGGGUCUCGCUUGCGGUGAGGGCCGCGCUGUCCCGCCCGCCGUCGGCAUCGGCACGACAGGGGGAGGCGGCCGCGCUUCGCAGGAGCCUCUCGACGAGGCUGCGAGUGGUGGGGUUCUGGAAGAAGCGGAGGGGGGAGGUGGAGGAGAUGGACAGGCCAGUGGCCAGCUGCUCUGCCACUGCCGCGAGCUCUGGAAGGAGGGAUGGAGCGUCGUCGCCGGCGGCAACGUCUCCGCGGCGCAUGGGUCUGGAGAGUCGCCAGGCCGGUGGCGAUCCCGCAGCUCUCAGCGGCGGCCGUCGGAGCCAUGAAACAGUGGCGGUUGAGGGAUGCGAGUGCGAGGCAACGUGCCACCUGGACGAUGAGCAGGAGCAGGAGCAGCGGCUGAGCCCAGUUUCGGUGAUGGAUUUCCAAAGCCAGGAGGACGGAGACGACGACGGCGGCGGCUGCGAUGGCCACAGCGACGGCGAGGGCACGUCACCGACGUUUGAGCGAAGCCUGGCCAACAUCCGAAGAGCUAGCCAGCAGCUGGAGGAGCUGGACACAUCCGACGUGGACGACGCCACCACGACCGCGGAUGACACGAGCUGCCACGUCGGGGAACUGGAUUCCGCGGAAGACGAUGAAGACGCUGGAUGUGGGCCUGUACAGCGGCACCUGCCAGGACUCCCGGAAGCGAGCUCGCCGUGUCCCGCCCACUGCUUCAAGAAGCUUCUAGAAGAUUUCUUUCGUGACGGUCUGUCCUCGUGCCAUGCCGGAGGAUCGGACGGUUCGGACCUCGAGAUGUCAUUGCUGGAGACUGCCAAGGCGUGGCUGGAUGGGCGACAUUAUUGCGCCGCGCUGAGGUCGGAUCACAAGGCGGAGGUGGAGGUGGAGGAGAUCGAGCGGCUUGGACGGUGGAGAUGUUUUAGAGAAGAUGAACGUGAGCUGUUGAGCUCUGACGUGGAGGGUGUUACCAAGGCGGAGUCUUCCCAUCAGCAUGUGAUGGCAGGACCCGCUACCUUAGAUCCUCGACGGGCUGAGGCUGCCAGUAAACAUGUGAGGGCACUCAAUACCCAGUUUGCGAGCUGGGUUCAAUUGCAGCUGCAAAAUCAUCCCACUGAACUUUGGGAGGACGGCCUUAAGGAUUACAUAUCACACGCAUCUGAAAUCAUGGAAAAAUUCAAGGAUGUUGUCAACUGGCUUAGGCAAAAUCAAGCAGGUUCAACAGUUGUUUCAUCCCCAAGCUCACUCAAGGAUGAGAAGUCCAAUCUGCCAGCAGCAGACGAUAGCAAGCUCUUGGUACAGCCUAGUUCAGAUAGCAAACAAAAGGCUCCAAUUAUAGCUUCUAGUUCUUCAUCUUUUCAGAACUCAAGCUUACCAAACCUUUUUUCAUCACCUUCUCAGCAAAAAACACCGGAUUUCAGUGGUAUGUUUGCUGACAAGAAGAACACAUCCGGUGAUAGCAGUAAACAACCUUUCCAAUUUGGUGGAAAUAAUGUCAUAUUUGGUGAUAAGAAGGAUACAGCUGUUGACAGCAGUAAACCUUUCCAGUUUGGUGCAAAUAAUGGCAUAUUUGGUGACAAGAAGGAUACGCCUAGUGAAAGCAAACCCUUCCAGUUUGGUGCAAACAAUGGCAUAUUUGGUGACAAGAAGACUACAACUGGUGACAACAGUAACUCUUUCCAGUUUGGUGCAAAUAAUGGUUUUCCAACAUCCAAUGCACCAUCUAUUUUUUCUUCAGUUCCCCAAAGUUUUAGCCCACAGAGUCCACCUCUGUUUUCAAUGAAUCAACAAUCAGUCCUCUCAGGAAACCAAAAUACUGCUGAAGUUUCAGCUGACGCAGAUGAAGAUGCUGAACCUGAGAAGCCAAGCAGCCCUUCUGUAAAGAAGGCAGAAGAGAAAGGGGUAGUUGUUGUUCAUGAAACCAAAUGCAAGGUGUAUGUGAAGCAUGAUGAUGCCACUAAGGGUUGGAAAGACUUUGGUGUUGGUCAGCUCUCUAUCAGAAGUAAAGAAGGCACAGAGAAAGCUUCCAAAGAAUCUUCUCCUACCAUUGUUAUAAGAAACGAUGUUGGUAAAAUCCUCCUGAAUGCUCUGAUCUACAAGGGGAUAAAAAUGAAUCUUCAGAAGAAUACAGUUGCUUCAAUAUUUCAUACUUCAGAUUCUCAGUCAAGUGAAUCAGCUGGUGGCACAGUUGUAGCUCGAACAUACCUGUUCCGGUUGAAAAAUGAGGAGGCGGCUACAAAAUUAUCGACAGCAAUCAAGGAGAAUGCGCCCUCAGACUGA